AAAGAUGGCGGACGUAACCGUGGGAAAGGACAAGUGCGGGGAGCAGCGGCUCGUUUCGCUGCCCCUGUCCCGCAUCCGAGUCAUCAUGAAGAGCUCCCCUGAAGUGUCCAGCAUCAACCAGGAAGCACUGGUGCUCACGGCCAAGGCCACGGAGCUCUUUGUUCAGUGUCUAGCCACGCAUUCCUACAGACACGGCACUGGGAAAGAAAAGAAAGCACUGACGUACAGUGAUUUGGCGAAUGCUGCAGAGGAGUCAGAAACUUUCCAGUUUCUUGCAGAUAUACUGCCAAAGAAGAUUCUGGCUAGUAAGUACAUGAAAAUGCUGAAAGAGAAGAGGGAAGAGGAGGACGAGAACGACGAUGAGGAGAGUGGCAAUGACGAAGCCGAGGCCUAAACCCAGAGAAGGGCUUUAAAUGUCGGUGGUGAGGACACUCCUGGAGGAGCAGUGGCUCUGAAGUGUGGACACUGCUAUGCAGCUCUAGUCUCUGGCUUUCUGAGACUUCCAGCAACAGUCGUACUGUUUCUUCGCCCAGGCGGCAUAUCCUGCACUGACACUAUAGAGACAGAGGGGAUGCGUGGCUCACCUGCAGCCUGAGGUCUUCAGGAAGCAGCAGAUGGCUGGCUGCAGCUCACCGGAGCUUCCCUUUUAACGUGCAGAUAGUGUCCUGGUGUCACUAUGCAUGUUUGUAUGUAUAUUCUGAAGGUUCUUGUAAACAACGAGAUUGUUUUAGCUAAAUAUGUAGGUUAUAGCUAUAUAAAUCUUUGAAUUUUUUGUAUUUUGAAAAAUCUGACUAUUCAAAUUUUUUUAUUAUAAAGAAAUACCUUUUUCCUUUUCUAUUAAAGGUCUGCACAUAUUUUUAUAGUAAAACGCCUAUCAAAGCACAUUUAUGGCCUUCUGUUCUUACUUUCUACUUGAGAAUUUUGUGAAAUUUAGAAGUGAGCAUUUCUGGCUGGGGAUGUAGCUCUCAAUGGUAGAGUGUGUGCUUAGCAUGCGGGAGGUCCUGGGAUCCAUCCCUAGCUCCAAAUAACUGCAAAACCCAUUUUUAUUCCCAGAGGAAAAUAUCAAAAGUCAAGUUAUCAAGUGAAACACAAGAAGGAAUAUUACCUCUGCAUAAGGAAGGAUGGUAUUCUUUAAAAACAUUGUAUAUUGAAGAUAGUCUCAUGUUUCUGUUCUUUAAACUGAGUGUUUUUACUGUCUGCAGGAGAAAAACCAUUAAACCUUGUU
This is a messenger RNA of Castor canadensis (American beaver), 1225 nucleotides long. It is a transcript of the gene Chrac1, whose product is annotated as chromatin accessibility complex subunit 1. Gene Ontology annotation, molecular function: protein heterodimerization activity. The record is from RefSeq and is a predicted model, not a curated record. Gene Ontology annotation, cellular component: nucleus; CHRAC. Gene Ontology annotation, biological process: chromatin remodeling; DNA-templated DNA replication. Lineage: Eukaryota; Metazoa; Chordata; Mammalia; Rodentia; Castoridae.